CAGUGCGGAUGACCCAAAGCGGACCGCCGACCGCCGACCUUUGACAUCAAGUUCGCUCGCGUUCGCGAUUUUUGCCGCGCUGUCACCGCGGUUUUGAACGCUUUCGAUUUGUUCUGUGUUGGUGCCGUAACUCCGAGCAAAAAAAUAUACUAAAAACAGAGUAAACAAGGCAGCAAGAGUUACAUGACUGAAUAACGUAAAGCCUCCUCGUUCGACAACAAAUCAAUCAAUGAAAAAUGUAUACCCGCUUUGCUGGAUGCACCCACGGUAACGACUCGAAUCCAGAUGAUAUAUUGCAUCGAUGCCUCUCGUGCAGGCGCAUUAAGUUCGCUUAUUGCCGGCAAUAAACUCAUUUACGUACUCGAACCGAGCGCGUGGCUCCUUCUGGCAGGACCCAACUCAGUUACGGAACUGGGGAAAAGUACGGGGUCCUCGUCAGGAGCAGAUACAGAUACAGAUACAGAUACAGGUACAGGUACAGAUACAGAUACUGUGCCCAAGUACUUUUCGCGAGUGUUUAGGUGUGUGUGAGCUGAGCAAACCAACCAAGCAGCAGACAAACAAACAAACAACAAACUAACCGAGAGGCAAACAAAUUGCUAAAAUAAAUGUACGGCGGGGGGCAGAGGCAGAAGCAGCAGCAGCAACAAAGACUCAACAAAAGGAAGAGGACUCGAAAAAAGAAGAAACAAAAAUCGGAAUCAGAAUCGGAAUCGGAAUCGAAGAGGUCCCAUUAAUGAACCAACCAAGCAAACCAACGAAAGUCAAAAUAAUAGAAUAAGCAAUACGAGCAAACUAUUUAUAACGAAAUCGCUUUAGUGUUAGUCAAAAAAAGGAUCACAUCAGAAGGUGUAUCUUGGGGAAAAUCAACGCUUCAUAAAUUAACGAAUUAGUGAGUAACAAACCACGGACCAGCUAAACUAGAGACCACCCAUCGGGGACAGCCGCCGGAGAAGCAUCAACCACCACGGCGAAGGGCGGCCGUAAUGGGUGGUGGCUUUGCGGCGCCACCGAUUACACUUGCCAGCAACCAGCGACCGGCUUCCAACCAGAUCCCCAUCCCUGCGACGGCUAUGCACGAGAAACUCCUGGAGAAGGAGGACAAGACUGAGAGGACCAAUCUGCUGGGCAGGUCCAAGGACAAGCCGCCCAAGGACAAGCCGCCCAAGCAGUCCAAGUUCGCGGAGCGACUGCGCCGCUCCUUUCGCCGCGGCGACCAUCGAUCACUGGAGAUCAAGCGGCAGGAACCCACGCCCGAGGAGCUGAAGGCUAAGAGCCGGGCCACUCCACCGCCGCCGAGUAGUCAGCACCCGGACAACAACAACCGGCUGCCCUUUGCCCUGAGCCACCUACACUUGCCCGGCUUGGGCUUGGGUGGCCACAUCAAUCCCGCCCUGCUGCUGGACAGUCCGGACGAGGGCACUCCGCCGGAAUACGCCUACCGCCACCUGAGUAGCGUGGCCACCACCAAUUCGAGUACUUCCCUGGAGAGCAGCUGCGAGUUGGGUGAGCUGAGUGGCUCCCAGAAUAGUGUCUUCUAUUGGGCCUCCAUGGGUGGCGAGGUGAGCACAUCGUCGGGGGGAGCAGGAAAAGGAACUGGAGGAGGAGCAGGAGCAGGAGGAGGAGGAGCAGGAGCAGGAUCAGCCCCCUUAGUAUCUAGCGAAAACCAGGACAGACGUCGCCUGGAGACACAGAGCAGCAAUCGCAGCGAUCAGCAAGCCAUAACCACAACCGCAUCCUCGGCUCCUGGGAACAGCAGCAGGAGCUGCAGCCUGACCAGCGAGAGCAGCUCCAUCCGGCUGACCCGCCUGCAGAACUUCCUCUUCAAGAGCAGCAACGAGAGCUCCAGGAGCUGCCAGGGUCACUCGAACGAGGGCUUCACGGUGUCCUCGCACAACUCCUCCUCGGGAGAGUGGGAGCAAUUGGGGGCCUAUCUAUCGAGCAGCAGUGGCGUGGGCGGAGGCCAUGAUUUCCAGGGCGGAUCCUUCCCCGAGGAGAGCACGCCCGACGAGACGGAGGGCACGCUUCCGGUGGAGACCAGUAGCAGCGGGGGCGGGGGCUACUAUCAGUACACCCUGACCUCGCCCAACAAUCCCUUCCUGCCGGAGAUCACGGCGCGAACGUAUCACAGCACCUACAGCGAGGAUGGGGCAGUGGAGGGGGGUGAGCUCCGGUCGGAUGACCUUCAGCUGGACGGGUGUGUGAAGUACGGCCGAGGGGGAUCGGGAGCGGGCACCCGCUCCGCCCAGCUGCCCACGCCCUCGUACAGUCGGGCAGGAUCGCAGGAGUCGACGCACAGAGGGGGAGGACCUCCGGGACCCUCGCCCAGUCCCGCCUCCAGUUCCUCCUCCACGCCGGGGAGGCAUCGCCGGAAGCUGUUCAGCCUGAACUCGCCCACCCGGCUGCUGCACCACCAGCAGCAGCAGGCGCCGCAGAGCGGGGCCACCUCGGCAUCGCCUCCGUCCGGCGGGAGUAGCAACGAGGGCGGUGGAUCCGGGGGCAAGUUCAGCUCGGCCAGUCUGGUGCGGAGCCUGAACCCCUUCCUGCCCAGCGUGUCGUCGCCGAAGAGGGCGCCGCACAAGCAGGCGGCGGUGACCUCGCCCGGCUCCGUGACCCCUGACCUCAGCACUAAGCGCGAGGAGUUCCUGCGCGCCACCAUGAAGAUCUGCCUGGUGGUGUCGCCGCCCAACAGCAAGUUGCAGCUGAAAUCGAAAAGUCUCACCCACUUGGAUGGCCUCGACUCGGGAGUGGUGGCCUGCCAGCACGGUCCGCCGGGAAUGGCCACCAGCACCACCUCCACCACCGCCGGCACCACCACCGCGACCUCAGGACUGUUCGCCACCGCCGGAGCACCAGGAUCGCUGGGCCGGCAGGCCAAUGUGGUAUCCAGCUCCGAAUUCUUCUCCGUGUCAUUCUGCCUGGACUCGUCGCAGCAGCCAGAUGAGGAGUUUAUUCCUGCAACCAAAGGCGUGACACUACUUAACGCACUCAGCCAUGCUCUGCGUAGGCGAAACCUCAGCUUUACACAAAUAACAAUUACGGACAAUAAUCCCACGCCCAGUUUUUUAGAUGCAGGACCUUCGCUCCUUCCCGUUUCGGUGGAUGAGCAGACCGACGUGGAGAGCCUGGCUGGACACCAUCUCUGCAUCACAGAACGAGGCAGCAACCGCAAGCCCCUGCAAAAGGCAGCUUCCUUUGGUUCCCGACAGCCUCCUCCCAGACUGCUGCCCUCCGUUUCCACCGAGGAGACCAGCGAGUCGGGAGUGGCGGCCGGGAAGCAGAUCAAGCAGCGGUGGUCUUCCAUAUUCGGGAUCAAGAAUCCCCAGCAGAGCCAGCUCUGCGAGCUGCUGAACAGCUACGCCAAGAACGGAGUGCCCCAGCGAGCGGAUAGCAUGAACUUCGAGCAUCCGGAUCUGGUCAACUCACUGGCGUAUCUGCAGGACAUGCACAAGUCCUGGCGGGACUUUGUGGAGAGCGAUUCGAUGAGCGAGACGGAGAUCAAGAUCCAGACUGCCAUCUGGGAACUGGUCACCACCGAGGUGUAUUACAUUCACGCCCUGCAAACAGUUACGGAUUUGUUCCUGGCCUGUUUGGAGGCCGUUCAGGAGGAGCGUCUGCUGAUCGAUGUGGACCAGGCGCGAUUGUUCUCCAAUGUGCGGGCUGUGUGCGAGGCGAACAUCAAGUUCUGGACGAUGUGGCUAUAUCCCAUGGUGGCACACAGUGUGGUCACCCACGAACCGCUGCGAUGCGCCUUCUUCCAGGAGGGAUUCAUUGCCUUCGCCUCCAUCUUUGCGCCAUAUAAGAUCUAUUGUGCGGAGCAGAGCACCUGCCAGUUCUACUGCAAGGAGCUGAACCACAACAACCCCCUGUUCACCUCCUAUUUGGCGUGGUGCGAGUCGCAGAAGAUGUGCAACCGCCUGCGACUCGCGGACAUUGUGGUGCGACCCAUGCAGCGACUGACCAAGUACAGCCUCCUCCUGGCGGCCAUCAAGAAGCACAUGAGUGAUGUGGAGGAGAUCGAGGCCAUUGACGUCAUGAUGCACAGCGUGGAAAACUUCGUGGGCAGUGUGAACAACCACUUGACGAUGCGGCAGGAGAGCGAGCGGCUCAAGGGCGUGAUGGUGCGGAUCGAGUCCUACGAUGUGGUGGACACCAACAACGAGAUGCUGGACAAGUUGAUCAAGCAGCACAGCCAGAUGUUUGACCUCUGCGCCCCGAUGCGCGGAUGCCCCGCCUACCAAGUGCGCCACCUGUUCAUGGAGGGCGACCACAAGUUCAAGGACAACCUCGGCAAGUCCGAUGUGCACUGUUUCCUGCUGACGGAUCUCCUCCUGGUGUGCAAGACCAUUGCCAAGCGGGGAUUGGGGGCGCUGAAGGUCAUCCGGCAGCCGUACCUCACCGAUCAACUGAUUGUCCAACUGGCGGCCAACAAUACACUGAACUGCGUGUACCUCAACGAGUUCCAGGUGGCCACCACGGCGUUCACGCUGCAGUGCACCGAGGCCAAGAACUGGUACGACGCCCUGUGGCGGGCCAAGACGAUCUACCAAAGACUGAAGCGCGGGGGCGGCGGCGGUGGCGGCGGUAGCGGGAGCGGCACGGUGGGCGGCGACAGCUUCCGGUUCGGGGGUGGCACCAGCGGCGGCACUGCCGACUCGUUGGGCGUGCGCAAGUCGCCGAUGAACUCCUCGAUCUGCAGCCACGUCUCCAGUGCGAACAACAGCCACAGCGGCAGCGUCGAGUGGAACGACUCCCGCAACAUCUCCGUCGACUUCGAAAAGACAAACUCGGUGUCCAGCGACGAGGGCUCCAGCAUAAUGACAGGCAACCACGGAGUGAACCUGAAGGGCAAGCAGCAAUUGAUCAGUGGCCUGCACAAGGCCAAGAUGGGCAUCAUCGGCCCGAUGGGCUCCAAGUCGGCCAACACGCUCUCCGUGCAGCCGCUGAACCAUCUGGGCCAGAGUCUGCCCAACCUGAACAUGCAUCACAGCCACACUAACAAUACUCUGCUCGUGCCCGGCUCCACGACGAGCCACUCGGGCAACAUGUUGUUGUCGCCCAGCCACCGCGGCAUUUCCUACCCGCCGCCGAGCCCAACGAGAGUUCCGCUGCGACGUGGCCUGGCAUUCUCCACGUCGACGAAGAACCCGCCGCUGCGGAAGACCAGGAACAUCACCUCCCAGAACAGUAUUAACUGGCACCAGAUCCCGGCCACGCCCACGCCGCCCAGCCCGAGAUCGCAGCACCAGUCGCCGGGAGUGGUCUGCCUGCAGAAAUCGCUGCCCCUGCUGGCUCCCAACGAGGAGGGUCAAGAUCAGGGUCAAGGCCAGGGUCAGCCCCCGCCCCCGCUGCACAAGCAGCUCUCCCACCAGGCCCCGCUGCCCAUCUCCAAUCACAACCAGUCCAGCGCCGAAACGGACGUCUGAUGAGGAUGGGCUUGCAGAGUCCCAAAGCCGCAGAAUGUACUUACCAAUAGAUCUGUCACAAACUACCAGUAGCAAGUAGCAGAAUACCCAGAACACUCCCAUGUAAAAUAAUUAUGGAAAUUCGCCUCUAAUUUGCAGUCUUUAGAUAUAUUUGGUUCUCUUGCUAAAUUACAAAAAAAAUAGUAGAUUAGGAAAAGAAAAUUGUUUGAGAGGCUUAACUUAUAAACAUCUUUUUAAAAUACAUUUUUUUUUGAAACCAUAUAGUUUUGAAGGGCCCUUUUCAUGUCUUUAUAGUAAACUAAAAUUCGGUUUAAAUUCCUACUUUAAGCUUACGAUAAAGACGAGAAAAUGGGACCACCUAUGAGGUAGUUUGUAAAUUUUUAAUUUUGUACUUUACUUAUAUCAAAAGUCAGCUAAAAUUAAAGGCGAAUUUCUAAAAUUCAAAUAAGAUAUCCUUUUGAGUGUAGGACAUCGUGAACUUGUAAUGUGAAAACCGCACUUUUGGGUCCAAAGCUGACAUUGAACUUAUCUACAUUCCAUAACUAACGAAAACCUUGGCGAGAUUAAAUUUCAGAACACAACGCCCCGCACACUCGCCAUUUUAAUCUUCCCAUAACGAUAUGAAGACAAAUAAAGUUUAACCAAACUAAAGUUAGUCGUACUUGUUACCAUAGAAUACGCAUAGUCCGAAUGCCAUAUAUACAGAAACAUACUUAGAUUGAUCACAAGCUUUAUAAAAGUGUUUCCAUACUAUUGAUGUAAGUCGUUAAUUUCCUUAAGUAGAUAAAUCAAAUGUUACGGUCAAAAUAAAAAUAAAUAAACAGAAUACAUAUAUAUACAUAUUACUGGCUGCCCAUUGUCUGCAUGUAACAUAGAAUCUAAAAAUGUUUUCCAAAACAUAACAAAGGAAGUGAGAGGAAAUAUAUCCUUUUAUUAAGUUUAGCUCUUGCAGUUUUUAAGUUUUCAGAACUUGAUUUAAGGGCUAGGUUCAUUUGCAGUAUUAAAAAAAAGUUAUCCUAAGUUUCCUCUUUUUUAGAGAAGAAAGCUAAAAUAACUUCAACUCAACGUUACGUACAAGUUUGUAUACCAAAAUAGAGUAUUAUCCGAUUUUCGGUCAAUGUGUGUAUAAAGAAUAAUAUAAACUGUAGGUACGAAAUUAAGAUGGCCGUAGUCUUCUUCCACAAAAUGUAGUUGGUAAAGCACACAUUAUACCACAUGGCAAAGUAAUAUUGGAAUACGACAGACUACGGAUGGAAUUCCAACUAUAAAAAAUUAUCCGUCGUUUAAGCUAUAUUUAUAUGGGUGAUACGUUUUUAAUUGAGUUCAGGCAACAAACUGUAGUUCUAGAAAGCUCAUAACAUUCUUAAAAAUAUAAAUCCAUAGCCCCUGUUGACUAACGUUAUUAAAAUAAAGCAAAAUAAUAUUUUAAAGUUUUUCUAGCCAUCUCUAUCCUCCCCUAUAACUUUCCGGAACUAUAUACAUUCUUUACAUACUUUAUUUGAGAUUCAAGUAUUGUUACCAUAACUUUGGAUAGUUGAUUAGGGCGUAGCAACUGUUCUUCCUUCGAAAACUAUUUCGACGAAAAGGAUGUGACACAUGUGAGGCGUGAAUUUGCUAAAUGCAGAUUUUCUCCAAACGAUUUGUACAUAUUAUCAACGGGAAAGCGUGACAUAAGUUCUAAAUUACAUAUAGAGAGACAAACGAAUACAUAUACACACCACAUAUAUAGGGACUAUAUUUAUAUAUAUAUAUGUAUAUUGUAAAACGUGAACUUUUAGAGAUAAUGAGAUGCAUGUCUUGCACACAAGUGAGCUACUAAAUAACUACAAUAUACAACUGCAAUACAAAGUGUUAACUGUAUUUUUAUGUACGAAUACUUACCAAUAUUUAGGGCUGCAUAGAGCUGAGAUCGCAUUUUAGAGUCGUACUUAGUUCGAGGACAUGAAGCUAACUUAAUCCGUAACGAGAUACGUUUGUGUACAAAUAUCUAACCCUCUCUUCGGGCUAAUCCAAAGAGUAUAUUCAUACAUACAUAUAGUACGUGGUACUUAGAAGUUGAACUUAAAUGUUAUUGCAACUAUAUCUAAUUGCAAUUUAUUUACAAAGGAAUAUAAACAAAAACAAAGAGUAAAGUGCAAAAAAGCUUUAUUUACACGCUUGAACAAUAAAUAUCAAAAUUAUUUGUAAUGUAAACAACCAAAA
Molecule: messenger RNA, 7628 nt
Organism: Drosophila rhopaloa
Lineage: Eukaryota; Metazoa; Arthropoda; Insecta; Diptera; Drosophilidae
Biological process (GO): endothelial cell migration; Rho protein signal transduction
Cellular component (GO): axon; plasma membrane; endocytic vesicle
Molecular function (GO): guanyl-nucleotide exchange factor activity
Source: RefSeq, a predicted model, not a curated record